Molecule: messenger RNA, 1285 nt
Organism: Xylaria bambusicola
Lineage: Eukaryota; Fungi; Ascomycota; Sordariomycetes; Xylariales; Xylariaceae
Exons: 1
Coding region: 232-1011 (259 amino acids)
Biological process (GO): vacuolar proton-transporting V-type ATPase complex assembly
Cellular component (GO): Vma12-Vma22 assembly complex; extrinsic component of endoplasmic reticulum membrane
Source: RefSeq, a predicted model, not a curated record
UUAGAUAUGCCAUUAUAUUCACUUAUCGAGUACCACGACCUUAGCGGCUGAACAAAGCCACAUAUGUAAGUGUGGCGCCUCAUCUGCUUCCAUGUAACUAGAGAAGUACAUGUGCUAUUUAUUGUACGAGUGUGAAGAACAGUCCUGCCUGUCAGAAAAUUUCGGUCUGUUUGAUGGCACGACACAUUUGUUCCAUGAAAGGCAAACUAGACCCCUUGAGACGUCCUAGUUAUGGAUCAGGAUCACAUCGAUAGCUUACUGGAGCGCUACCUCCACCUACUCCACGAGUACACAUCCCUGAGGGAGGAGCUCGCCGCGUUGCAAACGGGCAUGUACCAGAACAUUGCGCGCGCCAAUUUCGCCGCUGAGCGAGGCGUGAGGUUCGGCCAGGACUACUACGAUGAUCGCAUGCAAGCAUCCAGAAGAUUAGCUAUCGCCUAUAGUAGCCAGGUCGGAGCCUCAACCAAGGAGUCAAGCGAGAGCCAAAGUGGUAGGCAUCCAGUCGUUCUCGAUGACAGCGUGGCGAGCUUCACCGUUGUUAAUCCUACGGCUAUAUGGCCCCCGGCCUCAGACGUGGAGGGCCCGGAAGCCACUGGCGAGGAUAUAAAUUCACAUCCUGUUCAUCGCCCUGGGGCUGGAGACGAUGGAUCCAUAGAGCAGAGCGCCACCAAAUCGACAAACACAGAAUCUCACAAUGCUCCGAUGCCACUUCCAGAAGUGGAUGUAAACGUUCAGCCGUGGAAUCACACCAAAACCACCGCAUCCCUUACUGCAGUAGCAGGAAAACAAGCAACCACACUAAAAAUGCCGAGUGAUCCACUCCGCUGGUAUGGACUCCUUACCCCUAUGUCCCUGCGCCAGGCCCAGACGCAGAGCAUACGCGCUGUUGAGCACGUGAUUCCGCGCCUGGUUUCUCUAGACGUAGAGAUGGCGGGUGUUGAGAUCGAGGUGCGCCGGGCGCGCAAGAGGCGUGCGAAAGCCGAGGCGGCAGCGGGUAAAAACUCUCAAUAGGACAACAAAUGGUGAAUCGGGCAAUGAACGGAUUGGCAGCCAUCCUUACAAGUCAAGCGCAUGUUCCAGAGGAACGACCUCGUGAUCUAUGGAGGCAAGUUUUUACGCACUGACUGGCCUGCGGCGGCUGAGUGAUGACAUAAUUUACCAGGGAGACCUAGAUUAGAGCCUUCAACAAUCGUUUGGAAGUACGCAACCCGUAUCGGAAAAUAUCACAGAACUGGGUUUUGCAUGUGCAAGCUAUAUGUUACGGUGACCCAUCUCAACGGGAUUG